GCGACUUACAUUAAUGUAGUCGCGCUCAGCAGUCAGCACUCUGCAAAUUUUUCUUCAAUUCGAAGAGAGAAAUGGCGUUUGCUUGAUGAACUGAACAUGGAUCGCAAGGAGAAUCGAACUCCACAAGCCGAAAUCGCUCGAAUUCUGGUCGAGUUUCUAGAGGUCGCCGUCACUUCAGUCGUUUUCCUCAAAGGAGUUUACCCAAACGGAGCGUUUGAGCGGCGGCGGUAUAUGAAUGUGGUGGUUCAUAAAGCCAGACACCCUCAGCUAAACGAAUACAUUCAUUCUGCUGUUUAUGGGCUUCUUCCUUUCAUUUGCAAGGGUUUGGUGGAUAGAGUUGCUGUGAUCUUCUUCGAUGGUGGUGAUGUGGCUAUUGAGAGAUUUGUUUUCAAGAUUAAUGUGAACGAGUCGUAUAGUUCGAAGGUUGAACAAUCGCAGCUGGAGUUUUCUCUUAGGUCCUUCUUGAUCAAACUGCCUGUAUCGGAACCUCUAACGAAGGUUCUCCCGCGCAAUUGCAGGUGGGAAAUAACAGGUUACUUUCGAUGCCUGCCCGAAGGUAGCACUAGCAAAGAUGCAGAAAUGUGGGUCCCGACAGAUGCAAAGCAUUGGCAGCAACCGCCACAAAUAACACCGAUCAAGUCAAUGAGCAGUGAGCCGCUCGGGUUGCAGCUGUAUCUCGAACAACCUAGUCUCUCCGAGCCAAAGAACUAGGUAAGUUUGUAAGAAAGCAUGUGUUCAUAUUUGUUUUUCAUCAAGUACAAAUAUUUUUUUUAAUCUGUUUAGUUGUUUUAUCUUCUGGU
Molecule: messenger RNA, 800 nt
Organism: Erythranthe guttata (spotted monkey flower)
Lineage: Eukaryota; Viridiplantae; Streptophyta; Magnoliopsida; Lamiales; Phrymaceae
Gene: REV7
Product: DNA-binding HORMA family protein
Cellular component (GO): zeta DNA polymerase complex
Source: RefSeq, a predicted model, not a curated record